Prunus armeniaca (apricot) is the source of this 3675-nucleotide messenger RNA. The record is from the annotation of a GenBank genome assembly. NCBI's taxonomy places the organism in Eukaryota, Viridiplantae, Streptophyta, Magnoliopsida, Rosales, Rosaceae.
AUGUACGGAGGCUCAUCAAAGCCCGGCCGAGUUGGCGGCGGCGGCUCUGGCCGAGGAGCCGGAGCGGCCAAGCUUGGCCGAGCCUCCUUCCCUCCACCGCACCGCUCCUCCGCCCAAACCAGCCGCCUCUCCCUCGGUGGCGGUGGCUCCAACCCCAGAAGCCGCAACUCAGGCCCCGCCACGUCAGCAGCUGCCUCUGCGCCUGCCGUUGAAGAGCAGUUCAGUUUAGUCGCCGGCCAUAACCCACUUGCUUUCUCUAUGAUCAUUCGUAUGGCGCCCGACUUGGCCGAAGAGAUCAAACGCGUCGAGGCCCAAGGUGGGGCCCCCCGCAUCAAAUUUGGUUCUCUGCCCAAUAAUCCCAUUGGCAAUGUUAUUGAUCUGGAUGGGAAGGAGUUUACGUUUACAUGGUCGCGGGAAUUUGGUGACCUCUGUGACAUUUAUGAAGAGCGUGAAAGUGGUGAAAGUGGAAAUGGAUUGCUAGUUGAAUCAGGAUGUGCAUGGCGCAAAGUAAAUGUGCAGCGUAUCUUAGAUGAGUCAACUAAGAACCAUGUUAAAAUGCGGUCAGAGGAAGCUGAGCGCAAGAAUAAAACCCGCAAAGCCAUUGUGUUAGAACAAAAUACAGCUAUGAAGAAUCAAUUAAAGCAAUAUGCUGCUGGAACUGCUAAUCAUCAGUGGAGGAAUUUCAAACAAAAGAAAGAGCCUCCAUUUAAAAAGCAGAAAGUUGAACUGCCUCAAGGAUUUUCAGCUCCCCCUAAAUCAGCAUAUAAAUCUGGAAUGUCAGCAACAACUACUGUGAAGGGCAGGUACUCAUCAUCACCUCUUCCAUCUCCACCUGAGCAAUCCCGUGCUCCAUCAUCUCCAUUAAGAACUGGAAAUAUUUCAAAGAGUCAUGCAAGUGCAGAAGAUAUUGUACCCUUUCAGGUGACUAGUAAAGACAAACCUGCUCCGAGCUCUGAUAAAGAAAUUCCAAUCAGGGGUACUACUACAGCACGGAAAACAGUGGGCAAAGGCAAUAAUGGAGCUAAUCCUACAGAUUUGCAGAAUAUGUUGAUUUCUUUGCUCAUGGAGAAUCCUAAGGGGAUGAACAUAAAGGAUUUGGAGAAAGCUAUUGGAGAUUCGUAUCCCAACUCUGUAAAGAGAAUUGAUCCCAUUCUUAAGAAGAUUGCUAAUUACCGAGCUCCAGGGAGAUAUCUCUUGAAACCAGGAGUGGAGUUAGAAUCCUCCAAGAAACCUUUGUCUGAAAGUGGAAGUUCCCCAGAGGAUAAACUUCGCCAGACGCCGGCUCAUAAUGAGAACCGUGAUCAAACGCCUGUUCGAGCAUCACACUUUGAAGAGAAAGUUACUCCUAAUGAGUUGGAAGAACGGGUUCAGGGACAGUUGAAUGCUACAAUUGGAGAAGAACCAAAUGCAUUGAUAAAAAUUGAUAACCAAAAGCAUUCACCUGAUUUGUUUGGUGAUAAAAGGGGGUCCGAAAAUACUGAGGCUCAAGUGGGCAGUUCCAGUGAUACCGGAAGUGACAGUGACAGUGAUAGUGACAGCAGUGAUACCGGAAGUGACAGUGGAAGUCCUAGCAGUAGCAGAAGCAGAAGCAAAAGUAAAAGCCCAGGGGGAAGCGGGAGUGUAAGUAGUAGUGAUAGUGAAAGCGAUGCAUCUUCUAAUAGCAAGGAGGGUUCUGAUGAGGAUGUGGAUAUUAUGACAAGUGAAGAUGAUAAAGAACCAAAGCAUGAAUUGCAAGGCUCCGAACCAGGGUUCUCUACUUUGCCCGUCCCAUGGAAAACUCCUGAUGGCAGGCCUGUGCAGAGUGGGUAUGAUGAGAAGCAAGAUGAUCUUGAAUUUGACGCAGUUGAGACUGAAAGACACUUGCCUGAUGUGGAAAAGAAUACUGAAUUUGCUGUAGUUGGUAACUCUAAUCGUAAUAAAGGUGAACAGCCUCCGGAAGAAACAAAACCCUGUUCACCUGAGCAUGGGGAGCUCCAAGACCACCAAAGUUUGGUAGACCCUUUGUUUGGAGGGGACACUACUGUCAAGGAUGACUUCAGGUAUGAGCAGUCUGACAGCUCUGAGAGGAUAUCUAAAGUUAAAUCCAAAAGCAGUUCUGAGGUAAAGCACUCUGAUGAGAAAUCGGAACGCAAAAAAAGGUCAAAAACAGAAAUCUCACAGCAACCUCCUGUUUCUGUGGGUAAAGGUGUCCAUUUUCCAGAAGCUUCUCACAAUCUGUCUCCUGAUAGACUCAUUGAAGGCUCUCAUAAAGACCCUGUCUCUCAAGCGAUGAAUAGAGCUGAUAGGGGUGGGAAUACUGAAUCUGGCUCUCUAAAGGCAUGCCACCAAUCAUCUUCUGGGAGACAUAGUUCCGAGUUUAAACAAUCAAGUCGGAAGUCCUUUGAUCAUAAUCCACAGGCAAAGGUUCCUGAUCCAGCAGAAAGACAUGAUAGAUAUGCUGAGAGUUUAGGGCAUGGCCGAAUGUAUUCUGAGAGGAGCUCUCAUGUGCAUGAAGGUUUACCCCUACAAAAAGAUAAAUUUCAUAGAGAUAAUCAAAAUGACGAUGAUUAUGCGAAUGAGAAAAAGAUUCCAAGAAAUUCCAAGGAAGGUGGUAUCCGAGCCAAACAAUCAGUUCCUUUGGACUCCCACUACCAGAAACAUGGUGAUAUGGCUGCAAAGUUCAAGGGGAGUGGACAGGUUUCCAGCCUGUUCUUGGGUUCUUCGCCAAAGGAUAACAGCAGAAAUGGUGCAGAUGGACCUCCUGUUGUUAAUGGUAGAGGCAGUAAACUCCAAAGAGAGUUUUCAGACUUGGAGUUGGGUGAACUUCGUGAACCCUUGCCUGAGGAAACAACAGUUAAGAAGCAGUUUGAAAGAAAAAGUUCAUUUAAGCAGUCAGACAACAAAACGAGCACUUCAGAAAACUGGGUUUCUGAUUUUAGUAAAGUGAAACCUGCAGGAAAGGCAAAUUUUGAUUCGGGAAGGUCACUCUCACCAGAUUUAAACUCAAAGUUUCCUAGUAAUCAGGAAGGCUCAAAUAAAAAGAGGAACUAUGAAGAUCGCAUUGAGGAUUUAACAAGGUCUCAACCGAGAGCUGUGCAAUCCCAGUCGCAACACCCUUCACGAGUAGAUCAACCUGAUGUGGGGCGCCCAUUUAGUAAAUCAGUAGAUCUUAGUAGUAAAUCUAGGCAGAAUGAAGCUGGAGGUAGACAAGUGAUUGGUGUGGAUGGACAUGGAGAAAGCAAUAAAAAAGCAACCCCAAAUGCUGCUCAACAGCAUGACUCUAAACGAGGUCUAGUUUCCCACGCCAUAAAAGAAAGUAAAAGACAGGCAUCCAAUAUGAUGGUGGAUUCGGCUGAUGUACGAAAGGAUUCAAUGCCGGCAGAAGGCAAUGACAGUGAUAGAAGAAAAAGGGAUUCUUCUUCAGAUGAGAAUAGUUGUUCUUAUUCUAAGUAUGAGAAGACUGAGCCUGAGCUGAAGGGACCAAUAAAAGAUUUCUCUCAGUACAAAGAAUACGUGAAAGAAUAUCGUGAUAAGUAUGAUAGCUAUUGCUCGUUGAACAAGAUCCUAGAGAGUUACAGGAAUGAGUUCCAGAAGCUAGGGAAAGACCUUGACUAUGCUACAGGCACAGAUAGACAUUAUAACAUCCUGGGGCAGCUGAAGGAAUCCUAUCGUCAGUGUGGAACGAUGUAUCAGUGA